AUGGCCAGUCUUCUCUACUACCCGGUCUACUUUCUCGAAGGCUGCGUCGUCCUCACCAUCGGCUUCUACAUGUUGUCCCUCGUCCUCCCCAAGGCGGCCUUCGUGGCCCGCUCGCUCGCCAGCUACCUCUCGCUGCUCCUCUGCGCCGGUUUCGGCGUCUUCACCUCCAUCGCCUUCUCCCUGCUCGGCCACGGCCAGAGCGCGCAAUGGGCCGUCGGCCGCUCCUUCAAGUACGUCAUGGCGCUGACCACGGGCGUCCGCUUCAAGAUCGAGGACCCCAAGAACAUCCUCGGCAAGACCCGCCCCGCCGUCUUCAUCGGCAACCACCAGACCGAGCUCGACGUGCUCAUGCUAGGCUGCAUGUUCCCCAAGUACUGCUCCGUGACGGCCAAGAGCUCGCUGCGCAAGACCCCCUUCCUCGGCUGGUUCAUGUCCCUGUCCGGUUCCAUCUUCAUCGAUCGCGCUAGCAAGACCGACGCGCGCGCCGCUAUGGCCGGCGCCGCCAACCAGAUCCAGAAGAAGCAGCAGAGCGUUUACAUGUUCCCCGAGGGAACCAGGAGCUACUCCAAGGAGCCCGAGCUGUUGCCCUUCAAGAAGGGCGCGUUCCACUUGGCUGUUCAGGCUCAGGUCCCUAUUGUGCCGGUUGUCGUUGCCAACUAUAGCCACAUCCUUAACGUGAAGGACCUGGUCUUUAACGCCGGAGUUGUUCCUAUCAAGGUCCUCGACCCCAUCGACACCACCGGCCUCACCACCGCCGACGUCGACGAGCUCUGCAAGAACACGCGCGACCUCAUGCUCAAGGAACUCAUCGCCCUCACCGCCAAGGCCCGUGGCCAGUCCGUGUCCGAAGUCACCGGGGCCAACAACCACCCGAGCGUGGCCAAGACGUCCGGAACCGACAUGAAGGUUGCCGCCUAA
Neurospora tetraspora is the source of this 918-nucleotide messenger RNA. Its product is annotated as acyltransferase-domain-containing protein. Gene Ontology annotation, molecular function: 1-acylglycerol-3-phosphate O-acyltransferase activity. NCBI's taxonomy places the organism in Eukaryota, Fungi, Ascomycota, Sordariomycetes, Sordariales, Sordariaceae. Bases 1 to 918 code for a protein of 305 amino acids. The transcript is spliced from 2 exons. Gene Ontology annotation, cellular component: membrane; endoplasmic reticulum. Gene Ontology annotation, biological process: phosphatidic acid biosynthetic process. The record is from RefSeq and is a predicted model, not a curated record.